AAAUCGAGCGAACACCGCCGCGGCGAGUCUGAGCUGUCAGCUGCAGCAGCACUCUCAGCAGCAUUACCAACCAGUUCGACAGAGAGACACCCGGAAGGCACGAAAGUCCAUUUAUUUUUGAGAGCAGCAUGAAUCGUUUCAAGACCUCCAAAUUCAAAAACACCACUCCGAAGGUUGCCAAGAAAGAUGGAUGGAUCAACAAUGUCCACGCUGGCUCCUUCUCCUGCCAGGGGAACCACAUCAAAGCAAGCGCCAAGCUGGUGGCUUUCAACACCGAUCAGGCUGGUGGCGGGAUGGUGGGUCUGACCUCAGUCAACCCUUCAGAUGGCCAAUGGACUGUCACCCAGAUCUCCUGCCAUUCGGAUCUGGUGACUGAUAUGGACUUUUCUCCCUUUGAUGAGAGUCUCCUGGCAACUUGCUCUGGGGAUGAAACGUCCUGGCAACUUGCUCUGGGGAUGAAACGGUAAAGCUGUGGCGUUUGUGCGAUCCAGAGCAGGAGCAGCCCAGCAGCCCCGAACUGACACUGAAGCCAGGUCAGGGCAGGCUCGAGCUCGUGCACUUCCAUCCCACAUCCUCGGGCCUGCUGGCCGUUGCUACCGCCAGGUCUCCUCUGAUUUGGGACACCAGCAAGCAAGAUGCGCCUCUCGCAGCCCUGGAGCAGCACAGCGACCAGUUGCAGAGCCUCAGCUGGAAACAGGACGGUUCCCUGCUCGCCUCCUCCAGCAAGGACAAGAUUUUGCGUGUGUUUGAUCCCAGAGCCCAGCUGACACCUGUUCAGAGUGCCAAGAGCCUUCAGAGCAACAAGGAUUCCCGGAUCCUGUGGGCCAAAGAUGACUUUUUACUGACUAUCGGCUUUGAUACGAUGCGAACUCGUGAGGUGAGACUUUGGGACAGCAGGAAGCUCGGCUCUUCGGUCAGUUCGCUGUCACUCGGCACCUCCACUGGGAUGCUGGUCCCGCUGUUUGACAAUGACACCGGUCUCCUCAUGCUCGCUGGCCUUGGAGAAACUGCGGUCGAUUGCUUUGAAGUCUCCACCUCUGAGCCUUUCCUAACUCAAGUGAGUCACUGUCUGACCGAUGCUUCCACGCGAGGCAUUGCCAUGGUACCAAAACUGGCACUGGAUGUGAUUUCUUGCGAAGUGGCGCGUGUUCUUCAGCUGACUGACAGCUGCAUCGUGCCAAUCAGCUACCAAGUCCCUCGCAAGAGUUCAGGCCACGAGUUCCAUGAUGAUCUCUACCCAGAUACGGUAGGCACGACUCCAGCCAUGUCUGCAGAGGAGUGGUGGCAAGGAGGGAACAAGCAGGUGGAAAAAGUUAGCCUCCACCCAGACAAGCGACCCAAACCAGCAGCAAAACAGACACCUGUUAAGAAGGAGCAGCCCAGUGGAGGAAACAAAGAUGAUCAACCUCGUGGCUGCUCCACCUCCAGUAGUCCUCUAAGCACCCCCAGCAGCAGUGCUGCCCCGUCACGCUCUCCCUCCUCCACCUCUGGUCUCUCCUCAGGCUUCCUUCCCAGUCCCAGCCAGAACGUAAAGGCAAUCCAAAGCCUGAUGGGACCAACAUCCAAAUUCCGACACAUCCAGGGCGCGGUGAUGCACCGGGACAAGCACAUCACCAACAUCCGCAACCUCAACCUGACGACACCAGGCGAGUGUGACGGCUUCUGUGUGAACCGUCAACGCGUGGCCGUGCCGCUCGCCAUCUCAGGAGGCCAAAUUGCUGUAUUCGAGCGUUCUGGGCCAGGGAGGCAACCAGACACGGCUCUGCCCACCAUACAGAACUCUGUAAACGUGGCCGACCUUUGUUGGGACCCCUUUGACACCCACAGACUGGCAGUCGCUGGAGACGAUGCUAAAAUCAGGCUGUGGCAGGUACCUGAGGGCGGGCUGAAAGACACCCUGACUGAGCCUAAGCUUAUUUUGCAAGGCCACACAGAGAAGAUCUACUCCAUCAAGUUUCACCCUCUGGCCAGUGGGAUUAUGGUGUCCUCCUCCUACGAUCUGACGGUGAGACUGUGGAACCUGGAGAGUGGCGAGCAGGUCAAGGUUCUCACUGGACAUCAGGACCAGGUUUUCGGUAUGGCGUGGAGCCCCGACGGCAAGCUGCUGGCCACAGUUUGCAAGGAUGGAAAAGUUCGCAUCUACGACCCUCGCAAAUCUACUGCACCUGUGCAGGAGGGACCGGGUCCAGAGGGCCACAGAGGAGCUCGUCUGGUCUGGGUGUGUGACGGAAAGCACCUGCUGGUGUCGGGAUUUGACAAUCGCAGUGAGAGAGGACUUUACCUGUUCUCCACUGACUCCCUGUCCUCCGGGCCUAUAGCCAGUGCAUCUUUAAACGUAUCUCCCUCCACGCUUAUCCCUUUUUACGACCCCGACACCAGCGUUGUAAUCCUCACUGGAAAAGGUGACACCAGGGUCUACAUUUAUGAGGUCAUCCCAGAAGAUCCAUACUUCAUUGAAUGCAGCAGUUUUAACUCUCCUGAGCCUCAUAAGGGACUGGCCUUUUUGCCUAAAACCGAGUGCAACGUGCGAGACGUGGAGAUAGCUGUGGGACUGAUGCUCACCAAGACGACCAUAGAGCCCGUGGCCUUCAGAGUGCCCAGAGUCAAAAAAGAGUUCUUCCAGGAUGAUGUGUACCCAGACACAGCGGUGUGGUGGGAGCCUGCACUCUCCGCCUCCGCCUGGCUCUCCGGCUCCAACGGCCAGCAUAAAAAGAUCAGCCUGAAGCCCAAAGACAUGACGCCAGUGAGCGAGGCCCCCAAAGAGGCUCCGGUGAGGAAAUACCUGCCCUCGUCUGUGUACUUGGAGGAAAAAACGGAUGAACAGAAAAAAGAGGAGCUCCUGAGUGCCAUGGUGGCCAAGCUGGGCAACAUGGACGACCCGCUGCCACAGGAGUCCUUUGAGGGCGUGGAUGACGAGGAGUGGGAUGAUUAAACUGGAUGUCAUCAUCUGGGCUUUGCUUCAAGUCUUUGUGCCAGCAGCAGAGAGGAGAGAAGAGCUCGACGGUUAUUUUUGCCAUUCGUGUUUUCGAGCGCGUCACCCAGACAUCUUCAGAGCAAAACAAACACCGCAGCCAGCUGAACAAGAGGAAAACUGCAUCACUUAGAAACUUGUAUGGUUUAAAUUGAACUGAAAACAACACACCUCUGUCAAAUAUUCAGCAUUCAGCUUGAACUUCAAAUUGCUUUUUUUUUUCUCCUGUUUACAGACGAGGACAUAUUUGUUUGCACCCUUGGUCAUGAAGUCUAAAAAUGCCUUAAAACGAAUUCAUCUUGCGUUGUAGUGGCAUAGAAUCAAACUGAAAACUUUUAGAAAAUCCAACCUUUCAUUUGAGUAUGUUUUUUUUCAUGCUAUGAAAUAUUUGAUUUUCACAAAACCCAUGGUGGCACAAUUACUGGUACUUGUAAUGAUCCGUUAAAAUAAUAUGACUAAAGACUCCUUUUCAUGCAUACUUACCUGGAGUUCAAACGACACCAGAAACUAAGCCGGAAGGUAUUGAGCUAAAACUAAUUUCAAUAUUUAACUGAGUGGCAUCUAGGGGCCACCGGUUCUCUAUAACCGUCAGUUACUGGGUCCUGUCAUUAAUGCUAAUGAAAAUAUGCAAAUUACUCGGAUAGGAGGGAUGGUCAGAUACAAGCUAUCUGAGUUUAAAGCGUCAUCAGCCUCUGUCGAUGUAAACUUGCACUAGUGAAAAGCAUAGCAUAGCACUGGGGAUCUCACACACAGCCAGGGAUUUAGCUUAUCAGGCUUUUUAAUGUGACGCUCAAAAUACUCCGCCCACUGAUGUAGCCCGUAGAUCUGCACGGGCCAUCUGGGGUUUGGCCCGAUUGAUUCACCGUUAGAAAUGGACUGUAAACCAUGCCUGCCUAGUGCACCGUUGCAAGGAGGCAUAUGGUGUACACCCACUAUCAACAUAUUAACUUGAUGUCUGGCUGUCAUGCCAGAAAAACAAAACAAUCACUCCUACAAUCACAAAUGUCAAUUUUGAGUGCCCUAAACUCUUCUGGGACUUUAACUGGACCUACUUGAGACGAGAUUUUGGAGAAAAAAACUGGGAUGGAUGAAUGUGUGGAUAAGUGCCUUUUGGCCGUUUUUAAGUAUGUUGGGGGAUCUGUGAUGCUGUGGGCCUUUUUCUCUUCCAAAGGCUCUAGAAACCUUGUUAAGAGUUCAUAGCAUCAUAAACUCUUUUAAAUACAGGGAUAUUUUAGGUAAAUGUCUACUAAGACACCGCUAAUGGGUCCUAGCAACAGAAUGAUGAUCCAAAACGUGUCCAAAUCAGCACAGAAAAUGGUUCAGCAGACAUGAAUUCAACCUUAUUCCAUGGCCAUCCCGGUCUCCAGACCCGAAUCCUACAGGAAACCCUUUGGGUGCUCCGAGCUUAAGAAAUAUAGAAGAAGUGCUCUCCUAUUGGCAGAUGAGCUCUGAAUAAAGUGCCGUUGAUCACUCGUGCACCAGUGGUUUGUGAAAACCAAAUGUUUUUUCUUAUACAUUUUCCUCCAACUGAAUAAAUGUGCAGAAAUUAAAACACAUUUAUACUAACUGCUCGUUUUUCUGUGGAAUAUUAUGCUACUGCAAUGAAAUGUGUACUUAUUUUAAAACUUUUUACUCUUCUUUACCAAGGGUGACCGCAUCUAUAUGUCAGUAGGGGAUUCAUCCUAUUUGAUGAAUUCAUGAGAUAAUCAAACGUUCACACAAUCAAGGAACAAAUCAGGAAUAAAUCAAGAAUUUUUUUGAUCAAACAGUGCAUAAAACCGCAGCCAAUCGCAUGAAUCCCACCUCUGGUGUAUGCCACAUAGCCAGUUAUAUCUCUGACAGCUUGCUUUACAAAAAAAAUCAGGCAGUUUCUCAUGUCCUCUGAUAGCACAAACUGAGUAUUUAGAUAUAAUUGAAAUAUGUUAAGUCUGAAUACUUGCAUAUACAAGGGACCACUUCUUUGCUUUAUAACGGCCAGCUGUAACAGAACAAGUUCACAAGACCGAUCGUCUUCCAUUAAGAUCACACGAAUCACGCUCACUUCCUGCAACGUGAUUAAGCUUCAGCGGCAGAUACCGCCUAAAAACCUUAGGACACCACAGGGUCGUCGUGAUUCUUCUUAGUCACUGAACUGGAAUCACUGAUAUUAGUAACAGUAGGUUUCAUUUGUUUUUAACCCCAGAUUAAAAGGUUUUUAACAAGACAGGCAUUAUAAUAAUAGUGUUUUUGUUUGUUUUUUAUUAACUCUUGCAACUAAGGAAUGUUGGUGUGAGGAGAAAAUGAAAGAUCUUUACUUUCCAGUGGGGCUUUUUAUGCCUUUAGUUAAUCAUUCCUUUUUUUUUUUUUUUUUUUUGUAGGGUAAUCUGACUUUUCUAACCUUGAUCCAUGUUGAUAUUCUGACUGUUUUGGGAGUAAUACUCAUUGAAUGGGAUAUUUUUAAAUAAUCAUGGUGUUAAUCAGACAAUGGGCACAGUGUUAGUAAUUUAGAGCGAAGCCAUCAUUGUGUAGUCGUCACUCAGGGCUGCGUCGGAGUCCUUUAGAACCAUUUUUUUUUUUUUUUAUCCAACAAGUUGUUUACAUCCUCAGAAGGACUAAUGUGAUCCGGCCAAAUCAGCGGUGCAUUUCCCUGCUUACCGUGUUGAACACUUGUACGGUGGAUGUCAUUGGAUGCAUGUGAUUGUGAUUUUUAAACAUCUGUUAUAUGUGUUGAUUGGAUUAACUUGCCUUGGGCUUUGUUUUUAUAUAGUAAGUAAAAAGUUGUGGUUUUGUUUUUAUAGUAAUGGUUUGUGGACUUUUUCAAAUCUGUCUUGCAAUAAACACCAUAUGAACUUA
Molecule: messenger RNA, 5803 nt
Organism: Fundulus heteroclitus (mummichog)
Lineage: Eukaryota; Metazoa; Chordata; Actinopteri; Cyprinodontiformes; Fundulidae
Gene: coro7
Product: coronin 7
Molecular function (GO): protein binding
Source: RefSeq, a predicted model, not a curated record